Molecule: messenger RNA, 2651 nt
Organism: Paramecium octaurelia
Lineage: Eukaryota; Ciliophora; Oligohymenophorea; Peniculida; Parameciidae
Source: the annotation of a GenBank genome assembly
AUGCCAUAAGAAAAUUGUGUAGUUUGCGGGAAAAGAUAAGAUGGUUUAUACGAAUUGCUGCCUCAUUUCAGAUCGAGACAGUCUUGCAGGUACAUUCACAAGAUGUGUCUGCUGUUAUUUAGUUCUGAUUGGAAUCAUCGAGUUGCUGUGAAUGAGCGAUUGUAUUACAAUGAAUAUCGGAAAGAGUGUUCAGUGUGUGGGAGGAGAAGCAAGCAAUAGGUGGUCAGAUGUGCACACAGGUAUAAACUUUAAUUAUGAAAUGCAGUUAAUGUAGAAAGAGAUUUCAUUUGGAGUGCUUAAGGAAUGCUGUAAUUAAGACGAAUUCAAAUACAAGGGAUUAUUAUCCGAGACUGGACGCAUAUUGUUAAGAGCAUUCUCUCGAUUUAAUUAAAACUAGCAAUUUGGAGGAGUGUGUAGAAUCCAUUUUUAAUGAACAUCUAUCAAAUUAGGAAUAAGAACCUGGUUAGAUUUAAAAGAAGAAACACAAGAAAAAGCAUAAGAAGAAACGUUCUCGAUCAAGAUCAAGAUCUCAUAAGAAAUCAGGACGCCGAUCGAGUAGCUAAUGCAGAUUUAGUGAUAGUCAAAGUUCGAAAUCAUCAAAAUCAUAACCCAAAAAUCACUCUCAUCCAAAAAAAGACAGUUUGUUAGUUAUACCUGAAAGCAAGAUUACUGAUUUCAUGAUAUAAAAAGUCAAAAUUCUAACACAAGGACCUUUGCUAGAAAAAGAGGAGUCUAUUGUUGAACCUCUGCCAAUACUUCAGCCUAUCCCCCAACCGAUUAUUGUGUAGAAAGAGGUUGAAAAACAGAAGAUUUAUCCCCAAAUUCAAAGACCUAUUGUUGAAGAUCCUGAAUUCCCCUACACCGAAAGAGAAAACAAGAGAGAUCAAUCCAUUCUGAAGUGGUGGGAUAAAAUUGAGGAAAUCUACUUCAAAGGGGAAGAGAAACUACCAAUUACCAAAAUCGAAGAAUUCCAGAAUCCUUUCGAAUGGUCCAAUCAAGGAAUGGAUGAAGACUUGCUCAAUUAUGCCGAUCAGAUGAAUAUUGGUAUUCACUCUCAUCCUCAUUAUUAUUAUUAGAACCUAUCAUACAGUUGAGAUUUCAAUGCAGAGGAAGCAUAAAUGUUGUAAUUAGAUGUUCAAAAACUCAGUAUUAGUACACUAAUUGUAAAAUCUUUUAGUUUCAUUCGAUAUAGUUUUACCGAGCAUGUAGGCAAAGCAACACCCAAAGGAUUGUUGAGGACCAACAUACAAUUGUAUAGAUAUUUAUAAGAGACAGUUGACAUUCCUACAUAUUCUGAUAAGGAAAUAGUUGGCAAAGAUCUAAUUUAUUUAGAGGGUUGCGAAUUAUCUAAAUAGGAAUAUUAGGAUUGCUUUGAAUUAGAACAGCAAAUCAAAGAAGUCUACACUAAAUUGGAAUCUCAAUUAGACAUUGAGAGUGACACAAUCCAAUAAUUCGAUAUUGUCUAUCAUAUCUUGAAUAAAGAACUCACAUCUGUAGUUAAAUAAAACAAUCAAUUCCGAGAUUAAAUCAAUUCCCAAAUCACUGAUUACAAUUUCAAAAUAUUGAACACCGAAUAACAACUAUUAAUUGAUUUGUUGAGGUGGUCUCAAAUAGUCAAAGCCUUCAUAAAUGGGUACAAAGACAAAAAUGCAGAUGUUUUGAACUCCUUCUUUCCUUGCUAAUUAACUUUGACAUCCCAAUCCUCCCAAAAAGCUUAGUAAAAGAAGAAGAAAAUCCACUCCAAGGAAAAUACACAACCUUUAGAUACAGACUGCAAAAUCUGUUUUGAUUACCAUUACACAGAUUUUAAUCCUGUCAUCUAUUGCGGAAAGUGCUCCACAUCCUUCCAUAAGAAUUGUUAUGGUUUGACUGGAUCUCUUGACGAAGAUGAUGUUAUUUGUGAUGGAUGCUAUUAUGAGUCUUCUAAGGUGUAUUAAUUCAGAAGAGGUAUAUUAUACAUCAUUAUAAGGUGCUGCAAAAUGUAGAAUAUGUAAAAAAUUAGGAUUGCCGCAAAAGUAUAUAAGAAGCUCAUUUUAUCAUGUUUCUUGUUUACUUUUAACCAACUAAGUCAUUCUCUCAGAUGGUGCCUAUGAUGUUAGAUAUAGAAAGAAUGAUAUCAAGCAAUUUUGCAAAGAUAACGAAUCAAGUACUCCUCAAUGUGCUGUUUGUGGAGAUUCUAAAGGUUAAAUAUCGAUUGAAUCCCAGGGUUUCGUUUUUUGUGUUCUGGCGGGGAAACCAUUCCGUGCAAGCAUGCCUUCCAUCCCAUUUGUGCUUAUCUACAUGGCUUAACCAUUGACAUCGAAAGCGAGGAUCUAGAACAGUGUUGCAAAGAACUAAGGUUUGCUCAGCUAAAUGUGCAUAUCAAGUGUGUCUUACAUUGUAAUAAAACAUUGUAAGAACUCAUACAGUAGACUUACUACAGGUAUUGAUGAGUGAGCUUAUUUUUCUAGGAGAUUUGCACUGAAUUAUGAGCAAACAGCCAAAUGUGGAGGCGAAGCCGUGUUCAUCGAAGACUUCAAGAAAACUAAAGGAUAUAAGUAAGAUAUUUAAGCAAACUCUUAAGAUAUCUCUCACUAAAGUUACCCAUUUCAAGAAAUGACAAUUUAUAAUAAUUUAUUAAUUAAAAUGGUACACCAACCCAACAGAUGUGA